UAUUUAUAUAGUAGAGUUUAAAUUUAAGAACGAGAAUAGAUGGAGAUAAGUGGCGGCGCCGGGACCAGCCUUAUCGCUCCCGUUAGGGUAACGCAAGUACCCGUGCUCACCACUCGCGCCGCCGUCUCCCUCUCUUCGCAGAAACAAUUCGUUGAUUGCUAUUCGAUAGAUCGUACUAAAGGAAGCACAUGGAUCUAGUAUGAUUUAUAUCUAAUUCAGCGCAACUGAUCGUGGGGAUUCGAUUCUCCAUCGUGAAUUGUGGUGCCUUUCCGAUCAGCCAUGGUGAAGAGGCUCAGGCGUAAGGGCGACGUCUCCUCCGCGCCGCCGCCCAAGGCCUCCGCCCCGGGGUCUACCAAGUCCGUCAAGUUAAAGAAGGGGGUCAAAACCGUUCCGAAGAAGUUGAAGGGGCUCUGCACUGAAUCCGUGGGCAUCGCUGAGGCGUCUGCUUCGGCGCAGACACCGGCCCCAAAAUCAAUCAAGACGAGUCCGGCAGCGGCCACCGCCGCAGAGACCGCAGAUGAUCGGGUCGCCCAGAACAAAACGGUGGACAGAAAUUUGAGUAGGAAGGAGACAAUGAAGGGGAGAGAGGCGGAGAAGGGAGAGAUGACCAGUGAUGGGGUCGCCCAGACCAAGACGGAGGACAGGAAGGCCAGUAGGAAGGAAACGAUGAAGGGGAUAGAGAAGAAGGCGGAGGGGGAAGAGAAGAGGACGAGUAGGAAGGAGAUGAUGAAGGGGAGGGAAGAGGAGCGUGUGAAGAGGGAAGAGAAGAGAAGGAAGUUGACAGGGAAGGAAAAGGAGAAAGAGAGUGCCUCUGGAUUCAUAUUCAUGUGCAGUGCGAGGACAAAGCCAGAGUGCUACCAGAACGGCGUGUUUGGCCUGCCCCGGGGGAAGAUGGAUGUGGUGGAGAAGAUCCGGCCAGGUGCUAAGCUGUUCUUGUAUGAUUUUGACCUCAAGCUAAUGUAUGGGGUAUACAAGGCAGAUACAAGGGGAGGAUUGGAUCUUGUGCGACAUGCCUUUGAUGGGAAAUUCCCUGCACAGGUUAAAUUUAGUGUUGACAAGGAUUGUCUUCCUAUUCCUGAGAGUAGUUUCAAGCAUGCCAUUAAGGAGAACUACAGCUCAAAAGGCAGGUUCACCCAAGAGCUGAACUCUAAACAAGUUCAAAGACUAUUGGCAAUGUUCAAGCCUAUCGACCUUCCUCAAUCAGCUCCACAACAUAUCGAGGAAGUGCGACAAUCACAUAUCAUUGAAGAUAUUAGAAACCCGAGUGACUAUGAAGAUAGAAGACGAUUGCAACAUAUUGAAGAAAGAGGUGCACCUAUUGAUGUCCAUGCAUAUCCUCUUGAAGAUCAGUACAAUAUCACACGAUCAUUACAUCCUCCACUUUUUGAUGAGCCUCGACGUUUGGUGCUAGAUCCUUAUCAUAUGCAAGAGCCUCAACAUGUUCCUCUUAAUUACUAUCACCAAGUGGCUACUAGGUCCCCAUACUGUCAACCUCAUAUGGAUAUUAUGCAUGAAAGAACUGCAGCUGAGGCAACCCUGAUGGAUCCACUUCCGGUAAGAGAUCACCGAGCACUGCCAGGAGAGCUUGCUGCACGGUCUGAACGCGUGGAUGAGCUGUACCGUUCUUACAAACUCUCUACACGCGGGAUGGACUUCAAUCCGGGAGCAUCCUACCAGACAACUUAUCACCCGUCUAGUAGUGUUUAUGGUGAAGGCAUUCAGAGGCCAGUUUUGGCAAGGGGUAAUGGCCCAAGUGUGCCUGUGUCCAGCCGUUAUUCCUUUAAUGGCCCACCAGCAUAUUGAUGGAUUGCCUAGAUGCAAGCACUCAAAUCGGCCCCAGCCUAUUGUACUGCGUACCAGUUAAUGUAGGCAAUGCCUUCUUGUAUACCGUUGGAAGCCAGGAUAGACUUGAUGGUAGUUAGGGGCCCUAAUGGUAGUAGCUUCGCAGUUUGUUCAUCGCCGUGGGAUUCAUUUUGCAAGAUAAAUGUAUGAAAUGAAAUGUUAACCUUGUUUGAUCCAAGUUGUUUAAACAAAAAUGCAAAGCGAUGAAUGUCUUUCUGUCGA
This is a messenger RNA of Zea mays, 2064 nucleotides long. RefSeq lists its product as uncharacterized. The transcript has 5 exons. Bases 280 to 1803 code for a protein of 507 amino acids. The record is from RefSeq and is a predicted model, not a curated record. NCBI's taxonomy places the organism in Eukaryota, Viridiplantae, Streptophyta, Magnoliopsida, Poales, Poaceae.